Paraglomus brasilianum is the source of this 347-nucleotide messenger RNA. The record is from the annotation of a GenBank genome assembly. Lineage: Eukaryota; Fungi; Glomeromycota; Glomeromycetes; Paraglomerales; Paraglomeraceae.
GAUUCGACAUUAUUGAUAGGUUGCCGUCAAUGUCAGUAGUUGGCGAUAGACUCAAUUGUGAGGUAGAAGUAUUCAUCGAUGAAAAUGACUUGUUCCAGCAAAACGAGAAACCUAGCAAGUAUGCAUGCGAAAUAAAUGUAUCAGCUGAUGAAUUGGGAUUUCCACAAGAUCUUUUGUCGUUGUAUCUAUUGGGCUAUACCAAUGAUUGGCAGGAUUCAAUGUCAAUGACAGCAUUGCGCAUUUCUGGUAUAGCAGAGGCGACUGAGAUAAUGUUGGCGAGCCAUUUUCGAGAUUAUCUUGUGUCAGUCAUCACUAAGAAGGAUAAGAAGGUUGCGAGUGAGGACUAG